CAAAUCUUGUGCAUCUGUGGCAGCAGCAGUUUCUGAAAAGUUAUUUACAAGAAAUUGUUUUAAAUAUUUGCAAUUUUUUUGAUAGUUUACCAAACGUCGAGUUUUCCAUUUGCUCAUCAUGGAUCCAGCACUGCUCCGCGAGCGGGAGGCCUUCAAGCGGCGGGCGAUGGCCACCCCGACCGUGGAGAAGAAAGCCCGCACCGAGCCCAGCUAUGCCGCCCCGAAGGACGUUAAGAAGGCCCGGCCGGCCAACGCGCCGCCCAAGAUGGAUGCUAGCAACUACAAAUCCAUGUCCGGAAGUUCUCAGUACCGAUUCGGUGUGCUGGCCAAAAUCGUAAAACACAUGCGAUCUCGUCACCAGGACGGCGAGGACCAUCCGCUCACGUUGGAGGACAUUCUUGACGAGACAAACCAGCUGGACAUCGGUUCCAGCGUGAAGGCCUGGCUGCAAGGCGAGGCCCUCAAGAACAAUCCAAAGAUCGAGGCUACCCCGGAUGGGCGGUUCAUGUUCAAGGCGGUGUACAAGAUCAAGGAUGGCAAGAGUUUGCUGCGGCUGCUGAAGCAGCAGGACCUGAAAGGACUUGGUGGAGUCCUGCUGGACGACGUCCAGGAAUCGCUUCCGCACUGCGAGAAGGUGCUGAAGAACCGUGCCUCGGAGAUCGUCUUCAUUACGCGACCAAACGACAAGAAGAAGGUUCUGUUCUACAACGACCGGUCGGCAAACUUCCAGGUCGAGGAGGACUUUGUGAAGCUGUGGCGUUCGGUCGCCGUGGACGCAAUGGACGACGCCAAAAUCGACGAGUACCUGGAGAAACAGGGCAUCCGGUCGAUGCAGGAUCACGGUCCGAAAAAGCCGGCCAUCCCGAAGCGCAAAAAGGCGCAGAACAAGAAGCGCCAGUUCAAGAAACCCCGCGACAACGAGCAUUUGGCGGACGUGCUCGAGACGUACGAAGACAACACGCUGACGCAGUCCAACGCCGUGCAGGAAAUUAAGCAGAAUAACUAGGGAAUGGGUUCAACUACAACAACUGUACAUUAAACUAACACAUUGGGUAUUUUCUCAUAUAAUUAAUAAAACAAAGAACAUUCACACAAUUAAA
Messenger RNA from Culex pipiens pallens (northern house mosquito), 1100 nucleotides. It is a transcript of the gene TfIIEbeta, whose product is annotated as general transcription factor IIE subunit 2. Lineage: Eukaryota; Metazoa; Arthropoda; Insecta; Diptera; Culicidae. The coding region runs from base 119 to 1006 and encodes 295 amino acids. Gene Ontology annotation, cellular component: transcription factor TFIIE complex. The record is from RefSeq and is a predicted model, not a curated record. The transcript is spliced from 3 exons. Gene Ontology annotation, biological process: transcription initiation at RNA polymerase II promoter.